Scatophagus argus is the source of this 9228-nucleotide messenger RNA. It is a transcript of the gene gatad2b, whose product is annotated as GATA zinc finger domain containing 2B. The transcript is spliced from 11 exons. Gene Ontology annotation, biological process: negative regulation of transcription by RNA polymerase II. NCBI's taxonomy places the organism in Eukaryota, Metazoa, Chordata, Actinopteri, Scatophagidae. Gene Ontology annotation, cellular component: NuRD complex. Gene Ontology annotation, molecular function: sequence-specific DNA binding. Bases 689 to 2659 code for a protein of 656 amino acids. The record is from RefSeq and is a predicted model, not a curated record.
UGCGUUCGUCAGGAUAGGACUAAUGACGCUUCUUAUCACCCUUCCGCACUGCUGUCACGGCUGUUCCCUGACUUGGGUCUUUGUCGUGCACAUGUGUGCACAGAAGCCCGCUAAGGAACCCGGUAUAACAAGAAAUCAGGUUGCUCCGGUGGAAAUGAAGCAGCCAAAUUUCUCUUAAGCCUUGACUCCAGCCAGGAAAACGAGCUAACUUUACUUUAAAGAUUACAUCUAGGUGCUUUGCAGCGACGCGGCUACUUUUAUGAAUGUGACUGCACACAUUGUUUCUUCACCCCUUUGGAGUUAACAUGGCUCUCCAUCCAGACACAGACAACAACACUACUACCAGCCAAUCAAGUCUCUCUCUGUCUGCGCCGCGGAAAAGAACAACCAAUAGGAGGUCGGAGAGCUUCCAGUAAUAAGAGCUGGAGGACCAAUCCUUGAGAUCUGUCUGGAUCUGCUGGGGAAAGGAACAGCCAGUCAGCUGUCUGUCUGGACUUCAUGGAGUGACUGCCUGACCAAUAAGCUGUCUGUCUGGCUGCACCGAGGGGGUGAGCGUUUGUCGAGGCCCAAUCAGGGGCUCAGUGCUGUCUGCCGGUGCCGGGGACUGGUGGUGAGGAGCCGCUGCAGCGCGUCAGGACCGGACCGUGAACCCGGAGACGGUACACACCGAGGCGAAAGGAGACACAGGAUGGAGCGGAUGUCUGAGGAGGCGUUGAGGCUCAACCUACUGAAGCGAGGCCUGGAGUCACCCAGUGAGCGAGAGGAGGCGCUGGCUAAGCGCCUCAAAAUGGAGGGCCACGAGGCCAUGGAGCGCCUCAAGAUGCUGGCGCUACUUAAACGCAAAGACCUAGCUGAUCUAGCAGCCCUGGAGGUGGCGGGUCCUCUGGGAGAUGGGAAGGGCCCUGGGGCCAGCACCCUUCACCACCAGAGCCUAAUGGGUGCUGCUUAUGAGGAGAAGCUGAAUGGGAGUCUGAGGCUGGGAGGCCACGGUGUCCAUGUUGGAACCAGUAAGAAUGGCAAGGAGAACAUCCUGGAUGAGCCUGUGGAUAUGAGUGCAGGGAGAAGAUGUGAGGCGGACCAUGACAGGCGAACUCCAUCUCCAGAUGUUAUCAUCCUAUCAGACAACGAGGCAUCCAGUCCCAGAACAACCCCACGCCCUGAGGAGCGGCUGCAUAAAGCCAACCUGGACAUGUUCAAGGGGAAGACAGGAGAGGAAAGGCAGCAGAUGAUCAAAGCUCUGAGGGAGGAGCUGCGUCUGGAGGAGGCCCGCCUAGUGCUGCUCAAGAAGCUCAGGCAGAGUCAGAUGCAGAAGGAGAACGUGGUGCAGAAGGUCCCAGUGGUCCAGAACGCUGCAUCCUCUGUGCAGCCUCCUCCCAUCCACAGCUCUUCUGGCCUGGGGAAGCUGCCUGUGAGGCCAGGCCUGCACAACCCGGAGCCUCAGAACCUCCGCACCGCACAGGGUCAUACAGUCAUCAGGUCAGCAGCCAAUGCCAACCUGCCACCCAUGCUGAUGUCCCAGCGAGUGAUAGCCCCCAACCCUGCCCAGCUGCAGGGCCAGAGAGUCUCCUCCAAGCCUGGGAUGUCCCGCUCCAGCUCCAGCAUGGCCAGUCCCGUCAGCUACCAACAGGCCAGUCAGCAGGUGGCAGCUUCCCAGCGCUCAGGCUCCAGUGCUAUGUACAUGAACCUGGCCCACAUGCAGGCAGCAGCAGCAGCGGGGGCCAGCGCGGUGGCAAGUGGCUUGGGAGGCGCCUCAGCCGUCAGCCCAUCCACCAUGUCCAGCUCAGCCAGCGGAGGGGUGAGCUCCAUGGCAGACCAGGCCAGCAGCCAGGCAGCAGCCAAGUUGGCCCUGAGGAAGCAGCUGGAGAAAACCCUGCUGGAAAUCCCUCCACCCAAACCCCCAGCCCCACUGCUCCACUUCUUGCCCUCUGCCGCCAACAGCGAGUUCAUCUACAUGGUGGGCCUGGAGGAGGUGGUGCAGAGUGUGCUCGACAGUCAGGGUAAACUCAGAGGGACGCUUGCCCGCAUGGAGCCUUUCUUCUGUGCCCAGUGCCGAACCGAUUUCACCCCCCACUGGAAGCAAGAGAAGAGCGGGCGAAUCCUCUGUGAGCAGUGCAUGACGUCCAAUCAGAAGAAGGCCCUGAAAGCGGAGCACACCAACAGGCUGAAGAACGCCUUUGUCAAGGCUCUGCAGCAGGAGCAGGAGAUUGAACAGAGGCUGCAGCAGCAGGCAGCCCUCUCUCCCAGCUCAGCCCCGACGGGCCCCAAUGCCUCCAAGACUGACACCAUGAUCCGACAUCAUGCCCUCCGCCAGGCUCCUCAGCCUCAAGCCUCCCUGCAGCGAGGUCUGUCCAACUCAGCGCGAGGUGUUCUGUCCAACUUCGCCCAGGCUUCCCAGCUGUCAGUGGCCAGCAGCCUCAUGGGAAUGACUAGUGCCAAGCACUGUGGCAGUGGUGGAGGCAGCAGCAGCAGUAGCAGCAAUAGAUUGCAGCAUGACAGCCGUCGCCAGAUUUACAACAUCCCAGGGUUAAAUAUUGCCUAUCUGAACCCAGCGGCAGUUGGAGCCCAUAAGAGUUCCAGCUUAGCAGACCGGCAGAGAGAGUACCUGUUGGACAUGAUCCCACCUCGAUCCAUAUCGCAGUCCAUCACCGGACAGAAAUGAGCCCGGCCUAGCCCUCCUACCCCUCUGAAGCCACCUUCAUACUACCCUCGUACCCCAUACUAAAGCACUCCUAGAUCAACCAACAUCCACACCCCACCCCACCCCACCCCCAUCGCAUGCAGUGCCUGUCCGUGUGCCUACCUUAAACCAAUCCAUGAAAUCCCACCAAGUCGGACAAAGACACUAAACUGUCAGUGCAUCUCAGAUGUUCUUAUUAUAGUAAAAAUCUUCUUUGUCAGCGUUGUUUAACAAUUAUAAAUCCCAUUAUUAUUGCUGUUGGUAGCACUAUUAUUAUACCUGCAACUACCAUUUUUGCUUCAGUUACUAUUACUCAUGCUUUUUUUCUUGUAUAAGUGCUUGGCCCAUUUUUUGUUUCUCUGCUGUCUCUCCUUUACUAUGAGGAGUGAUGGUGAAUCAUUGUAGGGCCACUUUAGGCCAAAAUCAUAUAGGAUUUUUUUUUCUCCACUCAAUUAUAAAGUUUAGAUGUGACUAUUGCUAGUAACAGAAGAUCAACAGGGUGAAUUCUGGUUGCUAUGCGACAUAAAGUUUAACAACUCUGAAGCUUUGUAAAAAAAAAAAGAAAAAAAUGUCUUGCUAACUUGGUGUUACAAAGUGGAAAAUACUGAUAGGAACCAAACCAGACAAUAUUAAGUAAGUACCUGCUCUGCUUGCUCUUGAAAAGAUUAGGAGCGCAUUCUAAAAAAAUAUGAAAAUGCACCCACAUUUGUAUCAUUUUGUUGAAAAGGUCAGUUUCAAGAGCUGUUUUUCUUUCACACUGAAACGCAGCCAAAACGCAAAACAAAAAAAAAAAAAAAAAAACACCUUCAACUGGGAGUUCAGGGUAGCACCCCCACAUUUUGAGGAGACCCCCUGCUACCAUCAGAGCUAAUCAACUGGAAAUGACUGACAAAAGGUGCAUAUGUGUACAAAAGAGAAUCCUAUGUGAUCUGAGAAAACCUUUUCCUUUGCUAAUCGGCUCCCACCAUUUUCCAUCAAAAGGUCAUGAUUAGUUCCUUCAUUUCAGAUAUCCUGUUAGAGAUUUUAACAGUUACUUGACGGAUGCACACGGGACAUGAUGUCGUUGUACUAAUCAGGACUGGCGGACGCAGCAAUGUCCCAACUGCAUCUUCAGUGGACCAGCAGCUGAUGCAGACUUGAGCGAGGAGGGAGGUAACAGGAGGAUGUUAUCUACCAAUAGUUCACAGGGGGAUGAUGGUCUCCUCUCAGAGUAAAGCAAGUUGAUUUUUCCUCCUGAUUACAUCUCAUCUCACCUCACUACCUGCCACUGACCCCUCCACGCCCCGCCCCCCCCCUCCCACCCCAAAAUACCUUUGGUUAACCAGUAUGCACAGACUGAACCCUUUUUAUCCAGCAGCUCCUCUUGGCAUCACAAGUUCUUUGAGAAAGUGAAAAGAACUCAAUCUGUAGGUGGGAACACAUUUUGUGUGUCCAAACCACAGAUUCUGUAACUAGAAACCUAGAAAUCUGGGUUCCUUUUCUUGAUAUAUUUGGGUUUUUAGAUUGGAUUCUGAUUGUUGUCCCGCCCCCACCUCACCUUCUUUUUUCCUUUUUUGUUUAUUUCUUUGUUUUCUUUUGUUUUUGCGGCGUCUCUCAAUGAAAUGGUGGCGUACCUGAGAGGUAUUAGCCCCUGGAGACGAUAAUAAUCAGCAUAGCUUAAAAACAGAAACUAUUGAAAUAUCUGUAUGGAUUAUGUAUAGAUACCUAGCUUCAGAGGGAAAAAAGGAUGUGGAUUAUACUUUUAUGGGAGAGACAUGGAUCAAUCAUUGUGUGCAAGGUCUGCACACAAGUUGCCUCACUCCAGAGGAGCACUUUGCAUAUUUCCAAUUGGAAAAAACAUUUUUUUUUUUUUUUUUUUAAAAAGAGAAAAAGAAUGUUACAAUUUGCGAGUGGCUGCGGUCUGGAUGCUGGCUGGUGGAUAACCAUAGAGUCAGGGAAGAUGUCCUGAAUAUUUUGGAUUGCAUCAACAUGUUUCAGUGGAUGAUGAAUGGUUUUAUCACAAUGUGCUUGGCAGUGUUCAUCUCUGUAAAUGUUGGACUUUGCAAAUCCCUAGAGUCCGGUGAGCCUAAAUUCAACCCAAUCUGUAUUUAAGUUGCUGCUGCAUCAGUACAUGGUCCCAUUUACUGUCUAGGAAACCCAGCAAUAACUGAAAAAAAAAACAAAAAACAUUCAUCCAUUUAAGUCAAGUUAUUCUCCUUUUUAAUGCAGUGUCACCACAGCAAUCCCACCUCAUGUUUAAAAGGUCUCACUCGAAACAAAUCCACCAUCGGACCUGAUGGAGGGUGUGUUUGGAUCCACUCUGGUAUUGCCAUACUGGCGCACAGUAAAAAUACUACCCUAAGCGUGUCAGACCCUCCCUGACCAAACCAAAUGAAGACUUUGUGUUUCUUGUGAUAAAUGAUCUAGUUUUGUUGAACACCAUUUGAAGAGAACAGAAAUACUGACCUUGUGCAGACAGUAGCAGAAAUAAUUGUACCAAGAGAGACGGGUAGUUUAGACCACUGUCUAACACCAACAUACACAUAGACUACUCAUGGGAAUGGGUUUUAUUGAGCCUACUGUCGCACACCUCUACAAAGAAGAAAGUGUUCAGGUCAGGUCUAUGUUGUUUUUGGUACUGGCUGUCAGUACCCCAUUGGUAUAACUCUAAUCCAAAGUGUACUAAAAACACUUCACUGGUUUCCUCAGGAGUGGUGGGCUCCCAGUUCGCAGUAUCUCAGGCAUUUCUAGCAGUGUUCAGUCAAUGUGCAGUAUUAUUCAUGGAACAUGGUGACUCCUUACAGAAGGACACAAUAGGCUGUGAAAACACUUUGGGUUCGAAAAGGGAGAAACAUGCAGUUUACACAGGGCACUGAGCUGAUCAGCCAGAUUAGUCCAAUAACUAACCGAGAGGGAAAGGCCUCAGUUUACAAAUAAGUAUCAAAUUGUCAGCUGUCACUACUUCUUCUUAGUCUAUGAAAUCUUAUAUCUUAUUUGGAAAUGUGCACAUAACAAAGAGAGCAAAGAGUGUCAGUAUGAUGCCUGAAGUCUAACCCAUGUGGAACAGCAUGCAGGUGAACUGCUGAUUGAGAACAUCCAGAGUGUAUUGUGGUGAAACAGCAUAGUACAGGUUCAUUAUGGAGACAGCAGAUGGUCAGACACACCUUCUGGUUGCUUUAUUGGAUUCCUUCAGUUCUUGGGUAAUGGCUAAAUGUUUCUAACAAAUCUCUCAGUAUCUAUGCAGUUCCUGUAUGUGAAUGGAACGAUCAUUGUUUAUGUCUGUGUUUGGAUAGUAUAAGCUUGUUGUCUAUCUCUGGUUACAUUACAGUCAGUUCAUUCUGGACUCAUACUCCAACUAGUCCUGGUCAGCUUUGUGGAGACACUCGUGUUCCGAAACUUUGUCAGGCACAUCACUAAAAAUAAACUAAUUUUGAACGCGGUAAACAUAAUACCUGCUACUUCCUAACGUUGUCAUUUUGCACAUUAGCAUCCUGACAUCGGCAUAUAGUUAUAGACUCUUAUUCUUGUUUAUGCUUUUUCUGUUGAAUGGCAAGCCUUGCAACAAUAAAAGAUGAAGCUAAGAUGCCACUUAAACUUUCUUAAAGUAUCACUAAAUAAAAAGACAAAAAAGCAAAUAGGUUUUAGCUUCCCAAUUCAAUUCAAUUCAGUUUAUUUAUAUAGCGCCAAUUCACAACAAAAGUUAUCUCAUGACACUUUCCAAUUAGAGCAGGUCUAGACUGAACUCUUUAAUUAUGUUGUAAUACAAAGAACCUAACAUUCCCCCAGCAAGCACUUGGCGACAGUGGAGAGGAAAAACUGCCUUUUAGAAGGCAGAAACCUCGGAGCAGACCCCGGCUCAAGAUGGGUGGCCAUCUGCCUUGACUGGUCCCACUGAGAAUAAAACGGGAAAAGAAACAAAAGCACUUCAUAUAUCAGAACUGGCCAGGCCUUUGACUGAAAAAUAACUACUGUCUGUACAACAGCAGAAGAUGAGAGAAGUAGUGUUAAUUAUUGGUGAAUUAGCCCACCAACCAUUUAGCUAAGCUAGCUAACAAAGCCCUACUUCUUGGAAGGAUUUCUGUUCUCUCCUGAGCUAUGUUUCUUGAACCAGGACAAUUUUCUCAAACCCAAGAUAGUACCACAGUAAUAUAUAUAUAUAUAUUUACUUAGCAAAAAAAAAUUUCUCUUCAAACUGGUCACUUAACUUUUACUAGAAUGUUAUUAAAUUUACAGCAGCAGUCUUUUCAGGUGUCUCUGAUUCUACAGUCGUCAGUGUAUCUCGUAGGUAACAGUCAGCUGUCCAGUGGAAGCCUUUGACGGAGCUUCUCCAGCUUGAGAGAUUUGUGAUGUAACUGCACAGCCUCUGCGCUUCUCCUGUCACUGCAUUGCUUUUCUUUUUUAAAGAUGAAUCGUCAUGUUACACUCUGCAUUGUUACAUUUCCACUAUUCAUAUGGGCUCAGUGGUUAAGAGGUGGGGUUUUUUUGUUUUGUUUUGUUUUUCCAGCCCGACUUUCAGAAGGACGUCUAUGGGUUCAUCACAUUAAGAUGCAAGGGAAAAUGUGCUUGAGGAAUCCAGACCAGCCUGUCACCACAUCAGAAUGAUCCAAUAAUUAACAGCCCAGUGAAAGAUUUAGGUCAAGAAUAGGAAACUACCUAAGAUUCGAUUGGGAAAUGUAAACUCAAGUUUACAGAAACAUAAUUUUUCAUUAUUGUAUAAAAAAAAACAUGAAUGAGUUUUCACUGUGGUGGAACUGUUGAAAUUGGAUGUAGAGAUAUAUUUUCAUGUAAAUUUUUACUGCCACUGACAAUUUGAUUUUAGUAAUGUUAUUGUCAUGCAUCUCCUUUUGCUGCCAAGCUGAAGUCUAAGGGGAAAAAAAAAAGCUCCUGUCUCUCUUUGCUCUUUUGCAGAUGCAUCCACACACCUUUUUAUUUGGACUGCAGAUUUUUUUUUUUUUUUUUUUCAAAUUUCAGUUUUUUUAGUUCUAAAAGUCAUUCUUUUUCUGAUGUCUCAGUUGAAUUUUGUUUUCUUUUUAUUGCAGUUUUAAAAAAUAAACAAAUGUAUUGACUAUGAAAUAAAUGACACAAUAUUUGCUAGGUUUGAAGUAAUAAUGACUUAUUGUACAUAAGCAUUUUUUCCUCCCUUGUACUGAAAAAAGAAAUUAAAUGGUUGUAUAUUGUGUAGAAAAGCAAACAAAAAGCCAUGAAUAUUGUGAAGCUUGUCAUUUCGUUUUGUGAUCACUGUGUAUUAUUGUGUAACAAAUGUGCAAAAUGUUUGGGAUUCUUUCCCCCCCCCUCCUCUGCUUCUUGAAGUGGUCUCCCUGGAUGCAUUCGCUUUGGUUGUGGACUAGUUAGAGUUUGCAGGAAAGUGUUCAUUGGUUCAGACAAACGGGGUCUGCAGUCUGGUACAUGUUACCCAUCUGAACACUUCUUUUAUUUUCGACGUGACAGAAUCGUUCCUGAACUUGCUCUAGAUAAAAGCACUUUGAACGUUUAACUGUGUGUUUUGAAUUACUUGGACACAAUUGAGGGACCCUCUUGAACUUAUGGUUUGGUCCAGUAUCAGUUUGCUGACACUGGCCUCUCACCAAAGGACCAGACUGAUUUUUUUUUUCUCCCAACAGUAUUGCUGACCUCUUUCUUAUGUCCACAUAUUCAGGCAGAUGCAGCCUCCUAUGCACCACUGAGACUUGAAAUUUGCUGGACUGGACAGUAGGUGCUUUUUGCAUUGUUGAAAGAUGCCAUUUAAAGAGGCAAACUUAAAAUUUCUCUGUCCUAACGAAAUGACGGGAGCAUAGGCAAAAAUAUAAAUGGACACUGAGGAAUGGUCAGCCAUGUUUUCAUGAUUUGUGGUAAUUGGACAGAACCUUAGAAAAACAUUGCUAUGGUCCUAACAUGAGGUUUAGGAGGGUUCACCAUGGUUUGCUUGCUGAGGCCUGUUGUCUAAGAAGUUAUUUUCGGAGGUUAACGUUAUUGGAGUUUUUGGCAUGAAAUUGUCAGUUUUAUACAGAAGUUCAGGCUUUAAAGUUCCAUCUAUGUAUAAUAACUAAUGUCAGGGAAACCCUGGUCUGACCUUGUUUCUGAUAAACGGCUGCAGCUGCUCCUUGACCUGAAAAGAGCUGACCCUGAAUCUCUGAUCACUUUUCCUGCCAACGGCAUACAACAUUUAUGGUCCUCUACUGUUUGGCUUUAUCUUCUAUUAGUUGUUGUUGCUAAUGCAGGGAAAACAUUUAAUUGCAAAAUCAGUUUUAUCAAUUUUCAAUCUACCUGUAGAAGCGUUUCUUUUUUUGCAUAAUGAUGACAAUGUUGAAAUAAACAUCUGGGGAAGCAGAAACACUUGAUGAAAUUGACCAGAGACUAAUUGAAGUCCAUUUUGUUUUGCUUACAUCAAUCCUGACCUUUUGCACAUACUUGAUAUUUAACGGUCUUCAAAAAAGUAAAAGAAAAUAAUGCUGUUUGAAUACUGCCAGUUGAUUGACAAUUAUGCAUUGAUUGAAAAAAAUAAGCUAAUUUUGGAGGAAAUAACUUUGUAAUAUUUAUCUCUUGCAAGCUAUGUUUAAUAAAGGUUGAACCAA